Messenger RNA from Erythranthe guttata (spotted monkey flower), 564 nucleotides. RefSeq names its product non-specific lipid transfer protein GPI-anchored 26. Gene Ontology annotation, molecular function: lipid binding. Gene Ontology annotation, biological process: lipid transport. The record is from RefSeq and is a predicted model, not a curated record. NCBI's taxonomy places the organism in Eukaryota, Viridiplantae, Streptophyta, Magnoliopsida, Lamiales, Phrymaceae.
AUGGCGCCAAAAGGGAUCGAAGUUGGGGUAUUGAUCAUUUUCACGGUGGCUCUUCUUUCGGCUCGAGCCACGGCUCAGUCGGGGUGCACGAGCGUGCUCAUAAGCAUGGCUUCGUGCCUCAACUACGUCUCGGGUAGUGCCGCCUCACCAUCCCCUUCGUGUUGCUCGGCUCUCGAUAAUGUGGUCAAGACUCAACCGCGGUGCCUUUGUGCCAUAGUCAAUGGCGGCGGGGGUGGCUCGGUGGGAGUCAACAUCAACCAGACACUCGCGCUUGGGUUGCCUAGCGCGUGUAAGGUGGAGACUCCACCGAUUAGCCGGUGCGAUGCUGUUAACGGGCCUACAAUCUCUCCUAUGGGUUCUCCAGAAAGUUCUCCUCCGGAAUCUGAAAAUGGAAGUCCCGAUUCUCCGAUUAGCCCAUCACUCACAGGAUCGAAGACAGUUCCGUCGAAUGGCGCGACAUCAAACGGAAGCACAAGCAAUAUAAAUCUUCUUCAACUUGCGACCAAUUUCAUCGUCUUCGUUACAGCUUCGUAUGCUUCUUCUGCAUUCAACAAUAUCUUUUGA